AUGCUGGACAAGCGGGCUUUAAAUCAAUAUUUCACCGAAUCCGGGAUUACCAACAAAAGGAGUAUAGAAGAGGUGUUUGAUCGCUUGAGAAGAGAAGUAUCGGCAUUGGCUAAGAUCCGGCAUCCUUCAAUUGUGAGAAUUAUUGAACCACUUGAAGAAAGUAAAGGCACAAUGAUGUUUGUCACGGAGCAGUUGACUGGCAGCAUAAAUUCGUUGAUUGGUGAGAGCAGACGAUCUAGUACGUUAGACACAGGAGAUCUUGAUGAGCUGGUUAUUCAAAGGGGAUUACUUCAAGUGACAGAAGCAUUAAUGUUUUUGCAUCAAAAUGCUGGAUUUGUUCAUCUGGACGUCCAGCCGAGUUCGGUUUUGGUCGAUUCUAAAGGUGAUUGGAAGAUUGGCGGCCUCGGGUUUAUAGAGAAAUUUGAAAGUGGGUCAAGUGGAGAUUUUUAUCUUCCCAGCUUUGAUCCUAGAUUACCUUCAUUUAGCCAGAUUAAUCUCGAUUAUGCGGCACCCGAGCUGAUUCUGGAUCGUAAGCUAGAUCCAAGUAACGACGUAUUUUCUCUUGGCUGUCUAAUAUUGGCCAUAUAUACGUCGCAUUCUCCUCUAUCUACCAACAAUAACCCCAGUGCCUACAAGAACGAGGUAUCUUCUAAUGCUAUCCAGAGAGCUUUACGCUCACCAAGUAUUCCACAAUAUUUAAAUUCUGUUCUGCCACGACUUCUUACCAGGAAUACAAUGGAUAGAAUAACUUUGGAAUCAUUAAAACAAUCAGAGUUUUUUGAUAACCCGCUUGUUAGAACAGUGAACUUUUUAGAUAACUUUUCAGCUCGACUGCCAUCGGAGAAGAAGGUUUUCUUAACUGGAUUGAAUAAUAUGCUGCCACAAUUUCCAAAAUCAGUGUUGCAGCGAAAAAUUUUGCAGGGAUUGUUAGAUGAUUUGGGAACUGAUUCUGGUCUGGUGUACGGCAUUCUCCGAAUCAUCCUUACAAUUGGCAAUGAUAUGAGUCAGCUAGGUUUCAGCGAAAAAAUACUACCCGCAAUUCGACGAGUGGAAAAAGAACCAGGAUGUCAGUCUGCUAUUGUUGAUUUUCUAAACAUAUUUUUGUCUCGCCUAUCUAGUGACGAGUUCAAAAAAUAUAUCCUUCCUAUUUUGAUGUCCAUGCUAACUAAGCAGGAUACCACUGUCUCUGCCGAUCACGAACAGCAGAAAGAAGUACUUGUGAAAAUCAAGCAAAUUGUGGAGAAGUUAGAUUUCGUUACGAUAAAAAAUGAGGUUUAUCCGCCAGUUGCCGAGAUAUUUGGAAAAACGACCAGCUUGGCAGUUAAAUUGCAAUCAUUGAAUGCAUUUCAUGUCCUUGUUGAACAUGAACUCGAUAAGUACGUCAUAACUGAGAAAUUAAUUCCUUUACUGAGCAAGAUGAAGACCCGUGAACCUGACAUUAUUAUGGCUGCUUUGAACGUAUAUUCGUCGUUGACUACAAUUGUCGAUAUUGAUGUACUUGCAACAUCACUUAUUCCUCAAAUUCUCGCAUUGAGUUUAGAAUCAUCACUUACUGUCGAACAAUUUGGUGAGUUAAUGCAGAAGGUCCGCAAGAUGCUCGAUAAGAUUGAACAAGACAGAAAGAAACGACUGGCUCGGAAUCUACCUCAACAAGGGGUGCCAACAGGAUUAAAUACAGGGUCCAGUUCUUUCAAGAAUGGACCAUCCAGAUCUGCGGCAAAUGAGGCUCCACUUGACUUCAAUAGUCUAAUAUCCGGAAAUUCAAACUCUGCUGGUCGUUACACUUCUAGUACAACUGACAAUUUGGACGAUUUUGGCUCAUUAAUGAGCGGUUCGGGACCAAGUAGUACCAUCGCUCCGGUUUCGGUCAGACAAACGGUUAGCCCGUUGAUGCCUACCAACGCUUUGUCCACAACUACGAAUUCUUCGCAAUCAAUACUAUUACCUACCCCAUCGCGAUCUGGGGCUAUGGCCUUGGAACCGAGCCGAUUUACUGGCUCGUUUGGAACUACUACUGCAGCCCCAUUACAAACCGCUAAACCCUCUUCAGCGUCAUCUAUUGACUGGUCAAAGGCAACUCAGAAGCCUACUUUCGGUGCGACUAAUAACUCUUCUCACGGAGGAUUUCAAUCAGGGACUGCAUCAACGUCAGUGGGAUACACAAUGACUUCGUCAACAAGUUCCAGCAUCCCUCCGUUACUCCCUAAACCGUCGACCACUAACUGGGGUACGCCGCUUCAGCCGCAAAAUAAAAGUUUGGCAUCGUCAAGCUCAGUAAAUACCAAGCCAGGGAAUGGACUUGAUCAAUACCAGAGCUUGCUAUAG
This is a messenger RNA of Sugiyamaella lignohabitans, 2325 nucleotides long. RefSeq names its product Scy1p (gene SCY1). Gene Ontology annotation, molecular function: protein kinase activity; ATP binding. The transcript has a single exon. Lineage: Eukaryota; Fungi; Ascomycota; Dipodascomycetes; Dipodascales; Trichomonascaceae. The record is from RefSeq and is a predicted model, not a curated record. Gene Ontology annotation, biological process: protein phosphorylation. Bases 1 to 2325 code for a protein of 774 amino acids.